AUGGAGGCGGUUCUGAAAAGUGGGCGGUUGUCAGGCGCAGGGCAGCUCGUACUGCUGCAGGGCUACAGUCAGCAGCGAUUGAGGGGUGUGGAAGAUCCGUCAAAACACGUGAAAAGCAAGGUCUGCGCAGCUGCUGGUGGCCCGUCUGUCCAGAAGCUGCUAGCGGAAAGCCUGAGAAUGGCGGAAGGAAAUGUUAAGGUGUCCCUCGAAAUGGCGCAGGAUGCUGCGAGCAGGGCAUCCGAGGCAGAGAAGAAGUAUGCGGAGGCGAACGCGCAGCUGAAGGUUAGCGAGAGCAGCAGGAGGGAAGUUAUCAACCUGCUCUUGGACAAGCAGGGCCGCAAGGACAUUCGAAGCGCCAUUGAAGUGGCGAGCGAGGUGCCUGCACUCACCAACGUCACCAUGUUCAAGGGUGUCCGGGGGCCCCCCGCUGUGAUCGACACGCUUCUCAAGGACGCGACGGACAGCCUCGGUUUCAUGAGCCGGAUCACCAAUGUCUGCUCACAAGCUGCCCUGCGGCCUCAGGACAUACACGACAAUCUGCGGGACAUCUACCACCGAUUUGCCUCCGGGAUGCACGGGCAAGAGUGGCCCGUUGUGGUCAUCAACUCCGCUCACAUCUCGGAGACCAACCUCCGAGCGGCGCUGGCUAUCUUGUUCGAUUUCGCGGGCAUCAAAUACGUGUAUGUGGACAAGGGCACCGUCGUGCAUUGCCCUUACAAGCUUCCGGGGGAUCCCCUCGUGACCACUGAUCUCGGGAUGACGCUUGAGGAGAUACAACUCUACCUCCAAGACUAUCAAAGCGCGACCUUGACCCGAGACCUAACAGUCUAG
Messenger RNA from Klebsormidium nitens, 831 nucleotides. Lineage: Eukaryota; Viridiplantae; Streptophyta; Klebsormidiophyceae; Klebsormidiales; Klebsormidiaceae. The record is from the annotation of a GenBank genome assembly.